AUGGAUGGAACUCCCUUCGACUCUUCUUACGACCGUGGCACUCCAAUCACAUUUCAAUUGGGUGCUGGGCGUGUUAUCCAGGGCUGGGAGCAAGGUAUCAAAGACAUGUGUAUUGGAGAGAAGAGAAAGUUGACUAUUCCAUCCAGUUUGGGCUACGGCUCCCGUGGUGUUGGUCCAAUUCCUGCCAACUCCGAUCUUUGUAUGUAUAAUUGGUUGGGUUCUUAG
Molecule: messenger RNA, 225 nt
Organism: Sungouiella intermedia
Lineage: Eukaryota; Fungi; Ascomycota; Pichiomycetes; Serinales; Metschnikowiaceae
Source: the annotation of a GenBank genome assembly